Messenger RNA from Sinocyclocheilus anshuiensis, 725 nucleotides. RefSeq names its product protein FAM212A-like. Gene Ontology annotation, molecular function: protein serine/threonine kinase inhibitor activity; protein kinase binding. The transcript has a single exon. The record is from RefSeq and is a predicted model, not a curated record. The annotation marks the transcript as partial. Lineage: Eukaryota; Metazoa; Chordata; Actinopteri; Cypriniformes; Cyprinidae. Gene Ontology annotation, cellular component: nucleus.
AAAUGGGAAACCGAUGUUGGCCAUCUACCUCAAGGCUCCCCGAGCAGCGUGAAAAGCCUGGACUUUGAUUCGGGAUACUCUGAAGCAUCGUGGCAGGACGAGGGUGUGGUGUUGAGGCGUACGAGGAACGUGCGUGUUUCAUCGUCCGCGUGCGUCCGCACCAACCGAAUCCGACCCAAAUCCACAUCAGACGCAUGCCUGGAGCGCUGGACGUCGUUUGAGGCCAGCGACCCAAUGGACUGGACCACGUCUUUGUUAACCAGAGGCCGUAACAGGCAACCGUUGGUUCUUGGGGACAACAGCUUUGCAGAUCUUAUUAAGAACUGGAUGGAUCUUCCAGAGUGCCCAGAUUCUGCAGAACUCAAGCCGAACGCCAGCCGCAAAAUAGCCAAGGACUUUCUGGUCAACAUGCGGAGGAAAUUAGCGGGCAUGUCAAAGGGAGUUGAGGAGAGAAAGGCUUGCACUAAACGCAUGUCUUGUCCUGUGGGAUUUCAAGCCCCCAAACCGUUCUUUCACCAGUCUCACACAAGUUUGCACCAAUUGGGACCAGACUUUUAUCAGUUCAGCGCUGUCAUGAAGACGGGGAGUCGACAGCCUAUCAUAUGCAAUGACAUCAUUGGAUACAUCUGAUGUGUUUAUGAAAACGGACUGGAGUUUACUUCUGAAAAUGUCUAAUAUUGUUCCAUGUAUUAAUAAAUAUUGUAAUAAAUGCUUUUUAUAUAAAA